UGUUAUUGCAGUGUAUACUGCAUCUGCAUUUGCACAUGACAACCUUUUGCGCCGCGCUUCGCCGUCGAAUGCUGCCGAGUUUGCACAGCUUCGUGGCAGCUCAAAGCAGUGUGCAGACUAUGGCAUCCCUGCAUUGAACAAAAUGGUCCACGACCAUGAGUUCCCUAAAGUGGGAAAGAUUGCCUCCAUUCUUGAACACGACGACGAUGCACGUGCCCUAUACAAUUCAAUCCAGCACCAGAUCCCCAACAUCGGCGUCCGGGAAAGCAAGAGCCAUCAUACGGAAUUUGGUGACGACACAAAGCAAUACCCCGAAUCGGACCCUGACUGCUGGUGGUCCAUGUCUGGCUGCCACAAACCUAAGCAUGACACCAUUCCAGCGGACGUGUACCAGUGCCCCGGAAAAGGUACGUGGGGCCUCACGUUUGACGACGGCCCCUACUGCGCACAAAACAAAUUGUACAACUUUUUACAAGAGCAGGAUCUUCGUGCCACCAUGUUUUUCAUCGGAGGCAACGUCAUCAACAGCCCUUUCCAAGCGCAGCGCGCUUUGGUGGAUGGACACGACAUCUGUGGACACACCUGGUCACACAAACUCAUGACUACGCUCAGCAACGAACAAGUGUUUGCGGAACUGUACUAUACGGCCAAGGCGAUCAAGAAAAUCGUCGGUGUCACGCCCCGAUGCUGGCGUCCACCGCAAGGCGACGUUGACGACCGUGUCCGAGCAAUUGCCACGGCGCUGGGGAUGCACACCAUCAUGUGGCAGGAGGACACAAAUGACUGGCAGCUCGGCGAAGGCGCGUCGCGCAAGAAAAUCGCGCACAACUACCACAAGAUUUUCGAAAAAGCAAACCACGAGUCUCCGAUUGUGUUGACACACGAGCUGCCCAAAACCAUGUCUGAAUUCAUUCGCAUGUAUCCCGAUAUGAAGGCAGCGUACAAACACGUUGUCCCAGUUAGUGCAUGCGUGAAUGCAACCAACCCGUAUCCAGAGCAAAUCACCUACCCUACCAUGCAGCAAUUUGUAUCGGGGCAGCGCGCCUCGCAAGGACUUCCUAGUGGCGAACGCAUUCGUGUAAAUCCAGACGCAAAGCCCACCUUUACUCCGACAAAUAAUCAGCAAAACAGUUUUUCAUAG
This is a messenger RNA of Malassezia vespertilionis, 1141 nucleotides long. RefSeq lists its product as uncharacterized. The annotation marks the transcript as partial. Gene Ontology annotation, biological process: carbohydrate metabolic process. Gene Ontology annotation, cellular component: membrane. The transcript has a single exon. Gene Ontology annotation, molecular function: chitin deacetylase activity. Lineage: Eukaryota; Fungi; Basidiomycota; Malasseziomycetes; Malasseziales; Malasseziaceae. The record is from RefSeq and is a predicted model, not a curated record.